Molecule: messenger RNA, 411 nt
Organism: Sodiomyces alkalinus F11
Lineage: Eukaryota; Fungi; Ascomycota; Sordariomycetes; Glomerellales; Plectosphaerellaceae
Product: nucleic acid-binding protein
Exons: 2
Coding region: 1-411 (136 amino acids)
Biological process (GO): translational initiation
Cellular component (GO): nucleus
Molecular function (GO): translation initiation factor activity; RNA binding
Source: RefSeq, a predicted model, not a curated record
AUGGCGCGAGCCAAGCGGAACAUCCUUGCUGCGGCCCAGGAGUCGACCACGCCCCCGGACGCCUUGCAGCCAAACCAGGCCCUCGCUCGCGUGGUCAAGGCUGAGGGUAACAACCUCUACACGUGCCAACUGCCGAACAAAAAGGAGAUCCUGGUCGAGUUGGCCCAGCGCUUCCGCAACACGGUAUGGGUCAAGCGCGGUGGUUACGUGCUCACCGAGCGUUUUCCCGAAGAGCAACAAACCAGUCGCCUCGUAGGUGAGAUCGUCAACGUGGUUGGGGACGAGAAGACCUGGCGCAAGCAGCCGUAUUGGCCCAAAGAGUUCGUCAAAAAUAGCGGACUGGACGAUGAGGAUGACGAGGACUCUACCGUCGGGAAAUUGCCCCCUUCAGACUCGGAAGACGAGCAGUAA